Vicia villosa (hairy vetch) is the source of this 441-nucleotide messenger RNA. RefSeq lists its product as uncharacterized. The coding region runs from base 1 to 441 and encodes 146 amino acids. The record is from RefSeq and is a predicted model, not a curated record. Lineage: Eukaryota; Viridiplantae; Streptophyta; Magnoliopsida; Fabales; Fabaceae. The transcript has 3 exons.
AUGACUUGGAUAGUUUUUUCUAGUUCGGUUUCCAUUUUGGUAAACGGAAGUCCUACAGAUGAGUUCAGGACUUCUAGAGGCUUACAUCAAGGGGAUCCUCUUUCUCCUUUCUUAUUUCUCUUGGCUGUAGAGGGUUUUGCGGGUAUGAUGAAGCAUGCAGUUUCGUCGGGUUCCUUUAAAGGUUUUAAGAUCGCGAAUGAUAUUCGGUUUGAGAUGCUUCAGCUCGCGGUAGAUACGGUUCUUAUUGUGAUGGACCGCAGAAUAAUCUAUGCUUCUUCCUUUUUGACUUGUCAAAUUGAGAAGAUUUCUUUCAUAUUCCUUGGAAUUCGUAUUGGGAGUAAUCAUAGAAGUCGUAUUUAUGCUUUCUUUGGGGGAAAGGUGAUGGGAGUUGUGAUGGAGGAGAAAGAUGUGUUGGGUGAGUUGGGAUCGGAUUUUCCUUAG